Molecule: messenger RNA, 1320 nt
Organism: Salvia hispanica
Lineage: Eukaryota; Viridiplantae; Streptophyta; Magnoliopsida; Lamiales; Lamiaceae
Gene: TL29
Product: ascorbate peroxidase 4
Biological process (GO): hydrogen peroxide catabolic process; response to reactive oxygen species; cellular response to oxidative stress
Cellular component (GO): chloroplast thylakoid membrane
Molecular function (GO): peroxidase activity; heme binding
Source: RefSeq, a predicted model, not a curated record
AAUCCAGGGUGGAUAGAGAAAGGAUAACGCAAUAUGAAGAUUGCCACACAAACUAUGCAUUGCAUUGCAAACACAGCACCUCCUCUCUCCUCUCUUCUACACACACACACUAACUCACACUGAGAGAGCGAUGGGAAUGGUCUCCUUCAUUUCUACCGUUCCUUCACUGGUGUCGUUGGCUCCAUCGCCGUCCACCUCAGCACCCAUGCCCACUGCCAGAUACAUCCACUCUGCCACCGUGAAUUGCAAAUUAGAAGGUGAUUGUGGCCACGAGGAUCGCUUUUCGCGGCGGCGCCUUUUGCAUUGCAUCGGUGCUGCAACCGUUGGCAUCGACAUGAUAGCAAGAUCCAGCUCAUUAAUUGAAGUGGCAAAUGCUGCAGACUUGAUACAACGCAGACAACGUUCAGAAUUCCAGUCAAAAAUCAAGGAUGUUCUUUAUAGGGCACUGAAGGGAAACCAAGAUCUCGUCCCCUCUGUCUUAACUUUGGCACUCAAUGAUGCUGUGACUUAUGAUAAGGCAACAAAAACUGGCGGCCCCAAUGGAUCAAUACGGCUUAGCUCAGAGAUUAGCAGACCAGAAAAUAAAAAUCUUGCUGCAGCUUUAAGCUUGUUGGAGGAGGCAAAGAAGGAAAUAGACUUGGACUCCAAAGGAGGACCUAUAUCAUAUGCAGAUCUCAUCCAAUUAGGAGCUCAAAGUGCAGUUAAAUCCACCUUUCUUGCUUCAGCCAUUCGGAAAUGUGGCGGGAAUGUAGAAAAAGGAUCAUUACUGUAUAGUGCAUAUGGUUCGAGUGGGCAGUGGGGACUGUUUGAUAAGCAGUUUGGGAGAUCAGAUGCUGAAGAAGCAGAUCCAGAAGGAAGGGUUCCUCAAUGGGAGAAAGCCUCUGUUGAGGAAAUAAAGAAUAAAUUCAUUGCUCUCGGCUUUGGCCCUCGCCAGGUGGCUGUGAUGUCAGCAUUCUUUGGUCCUGACCAACUUGCUACUGAGGCCCUACUUGCAGCCGAUCCACAAGUACAGCCGUGGGUCCAGAAAUACCAGCGUAGCCGUGAAACAGUAUCACAAACAGAUUAUGAGGUGGACCUCAUCACCACUCUGACGAAGUUGAGUUCGUUGGGCCAGCAAAUCAACUACGAAGCUUAUUCAUAUGCCUUACCGAAAGUCGAUUUCAGCAAACUCAAAUUAUAGACCUCUUGGGUCGGCUGUCUCGUGAGGUCAUAUAUAAGAGUACAAUAUCUGCAGCGUAUGUUUUUUCAUGCUUCAAAAUGGCAACAUAUCUGAUGUAGAAUCUUACUUCAGAAUAAACUACAUGUACCAUGAAUUCAUUA